Molecule: messenger RNA, 330 nt
Organism: Orycteropus afer afer
Lineage: Eukaryota; Metazoa; Chordata; Mammalia; Tubulidentata; Orycteropodidae
Product: cytochrome b-c1 complex subunit 7
Biological process (GO): mitochondrial electron transport, ubiquinol to cytochrome c
Source: RefSeq, a predicted model, not a curated record
AUGACAAUAUCAGUUGCAGCAUCAGGCCGGUGGCUGAAUGGUAUUAGAAAAUGGUACUACAAUGCUGCAGGGUUCAAUAAACUAGGGUUAAUGCGAGAUGACACAAUAUAUGAAGAUGAAGAUGUAAAAGAAGCCAUAAGAAGACUUCCUGAAAACCUUUAUAACGACAGGAUGUUUCGCAUUAAGAGGGCUCUGGACCUGAACAUGAGGCAACAGAUCUUGCCUAAAGAGCAGUGGACAAAAUACGAGGAGGAUAAAUUCUACCUUGAACCAUAUCUGAAAGAGGUUGUUCGGGAAAGAAAAGAGAGAGAAGAAUGGGCAAAGAAGUAA